UUUACAAACAAAUUUAUCUAGAUCUGUCUUUGUUUUAUAUCUUCAGACAUCAGAAGAAGGACAUAUAAAAUCAUCAAUGUGAGGUAGCUAGUGGGAGCCUUAAAGCGGCACCGAACAUUGCAGAAGCCACCAGAUACCCCAGUACAUCCAAUGACUGCGAGAUUAGACAAUAAAACAAAUACAAUAAUCUACUUAAUAAUGCAUUACUCCAGGAGUAUGUAUUUAUUACUUUUCUCUGACUGAAUAAAAGAAUGAAUAAUAAAAACAAUGGUAGAUAAAGCCACAUUAUCAUUGAUCCAGAGCUAGAACAAUUAAUCUUUUCUUAUCAUGAAUUAUAUAUGAACUGUGCAGGAAAUCUUGUUGGCCAACUAUGAUUCAAUUCCAGCAUAUAAGAAAACUGUACUACACUGCGGAAAAAAUUAUUAAAUGUAUGUACCCAGGUUUUUGAUCAAUACAAGAACGAACAAAAUUUACAUCGAUAAUAUCAAACAAACAGUAAAAUGUGCUUAUCCGAGAACAGGAAAAUUUUGUUGAAGUUUAAUCAAUGUUUGUACUGGAAUUAAAGAACAGGAUUUUAAUCAUAGUAUAGGCAUAAUGUGAAUUGUCACUGUAAUUAUGUUCACUAUAUAACAAUACAUAUACUAUACUUAUACAUGUAUGUAUAUAUAAUGACAUGGAGAGAUUUGCAGGGACAAAACAAACAAAUUAAACAAAGAAUCCAUGAAAUUUUAACAUUUGAAAGGAAAGCUGAGAAUUAUGAAUAAAACUGAGUGAAAAACAAUCUGGAAAUGUAAUCAAUAUUGCAUAGUAUAUUGUGAUUAUUUAGUUACAAAAGAAACCCAAAGAAUCAAUAAUUGGGAAAAAAUAUUAAUAUCGUAAAGAAUAAAAAGAAAGAAAAAUGGCGUUCAAUAUCAAAUCAUAUAAAGAGUAUCAUAGACGUCUGCUAUUUGUCGAUAGUGAAAAACCGAAGUACUUCCAAGAACUUGCCAGAGCAGUUAGUCUCGGUGAGGGUAACAAGGUGCGCAUCUUACUUGAAAUAUUGAAGAAAGAAGGACAAACAAAGGCACUGAUGACAUAUAAAGGUAAAGAUGGGGAAUCUAUGUUACACCUCGCGGCCAUGUUUAACCAGUCCAGUGAAAUAAUACAAACAUUAAUCAAAAUCUGUCCGGAAUUGAUGACAACAGCUAGGAAGGAUUCCGACAAUUAUUACGGUCAAACUGCUCUCCAUAUAGCCAUAGCUAAAGGAAAUACUGAGGCAGUCGAUGGAAUGCUCUCAGAAAUCCUAAACUUAAGUCAAAGUCUAAAAAAUGCACUAUUACAUUCAAAGGCAACCGGUCAAAAUUUUGCAAACACCGUUAUGAUGGGUGAACUCCCUUUAUCUGUGGCGGCCCUGACAUUCAACACUGACAUGAUGAAUGCACUUUAUUUCAAUGGUGCCGAGAUGGAACGAAAGAACACCAAGGGUGACACUGUCUUCCAUUCCCUGAUUCGAUUUGCAGCGAUAUAUCCCGACAACAUACCAAACAUUAUUUCGACUAUGGAGUUUUUACACGAGAAAAUCACAGAAAACUUGAUGUCUAGUCAUAUGAAUCUUGAAUUUGAUCACAGCGAUAAAUCGUACAUUUGGUUUAUACCGAACAAUGACAAUUUAAAUCCUUUACAACUCUCUGCGACGCUCUCUCAGUCAACUAUAUUCCAGUUUAUUCUCCAACUGCCAAAAGUCUACUGUUUUCUAAGCAGCCAUGAUGGCUUGUUUGACAGAAAGUCUUACGAUAUAACUGAAAUAGAUACAGUCUCUACUGAAAGAUGGGCACAUGACCAAAAGAUGCGUCAAAGUCGACUUAAGAGACACGUCGCUCCAGCUGCUGCAGAGGGCGUGUCUCAGAAAAAGUUCGCUAACCAAAGCUCUCUAUGGUGUUGUACUCAAUUUGAAAUUAAGCGCGAAAAACAAAAAUCGAUCAUGGAGACGAUGUUUGACAUAAAGUCGUCUGCUGCGUUUGAUUUUAUUCAACAGCCGACAGUACGCCAUGUGAUCAAAACAAAAUGGCUGUACUAUCGAUGGUUUUAUUACUCAUGGGCCAUACUACAUUUACUCUUUAUGGUGACACUGACUGUGUUUGCUGUAGAAAAAGCUGACGACUACAUUAUAGUAACAGAAAGCAACGUUUCCGUGCCAACAACCUCUACAAACUCUAAUCAGACAAGAGACCAGUUUCUAGAAGGUUUCAAAGUUGUAUACCUUAUUCUAGGAAUUUUGUACCUGUUUAUGCAAAUGAUUCAUAUAUGUUUCAGGGUAAAAUCUUUUUCCAUAUAUCAACUGACAAAUGUACUCCACAAUGGUAUAUACAGGAUCGUUCUUACUAUUUUUGCACUCAGUUUAGUACUUGAAUUCUCGCUUUCGGAGACUAUGGAAAAUUACGAAAACUAUGCACUGAUCAUAGCCCUAAUCACGGGCUGGUGGUUCUCUGUAUUUUUCUUGCGAGCCUGGAAAAAGUUCAGUUUCUUUACCGUCAUGAUACAGAAGAUAAUAUUUGGCGACUUGCUGCGCUUUUCCAUCAUUAUAAUAUUAAUGCUGAUAGCCUUCACGGCAGCUAUAUAUAUGACGUUUAAAGGUUCUGGCACAAAAGACGACAAUCUUCUCUCUUACGGACACACGAUGAUGCUGUUAUUUAAGCUGAUGCUCGGCCUUGGUGAUAUUGACGAUUUAUAUGAUGCACGUCGACCGUGGAUGGCCGUCACGCUUUUCAUCGUGUUUGUGCUACUUACGUAUGUAUUGAUGUUCAAUGCACUGAUUGCUAUGAUGUCACAAACAUGUGCUUUUGUCUCAGACAACCGACUGGUGCAGUGGCGAGUACAACAGCUGUCGGUCAUCAUGUUUUUCGAAGGUAUACUCUGUGGCUGGUUCACAAAGCUCGUAGGCGAGGAGAAACAUGUGAAACGGUUUGAUACUAACCUGCAACAAGUUAUUGAGGAAAAACGUUACUUUCUCGACAUGCAUUCUUUACAAACACAAUAUGCUAACGCAGAGGACAUUUACUCGAUGAAGCAUAAACUGCAGACUCUCCCAUUUGGUGGACAGCGGUCAGAAUAUCGUCCCAGCUUUAAUGUCACAAUUCCCACACAACAUUUUAUGACUCCAAGAAACAACGAUGCUUAUUUAAAGUCUCCAAAAAGUCCUUACUCUUACCAUGAUUUCAACCGUCCAAGCACUUCUUUUCAAAUCACACCAGCUUCAGAUCGGGAAAACAGAGAUGAUGUAAAAAAUAGUCCGGCAAUUAAACGCAGAAAAUCUAAACGUGAGAAAUCUCCGGAUAUGAAACAUUCCCCGAAAGAUUACGGCGACGGCCACUCAGAUAGUGCUCAAGAGACCAACGCUAAAAAUGUGAAACAGAGACAGAAAUCUAAAAAGAAACGUGUUGAACCGGAAGGGGAUAUACACACAUCAUUUGACGAACAGAAUAUCGAGCCUCGUCGUUUUUACCUCGACCAGGAACAUUUAACCGUACCUGGUCCAAUGACUCAACAUGCUGAUGCACAGUUUGUGGGCGAGCGACGGAGAUAUCACUCUGAGAGUGGCCUCAUUGAUACCCAUAUCGGUAAACCAGGUCCGCCUGCAACUCCUGCGAAACCAACUAUCCCAGCCCAACAUGUUAUGUUUCCAAUACGAAGAGUUCAACCAACGCAGGAUGGACCCAGUCAAAACCCAGGCUCGCUUGAUAUUGGUGUGAUAGCCGACAGUUACAUGUAGGUAGUUUAUAAAUAAUAUCAAGACAUCAACAUUGCUCGGUACUACAAAGAACAAUAUCUCUAAUAAAUUAUCUGCUCUAUUGCAUGCUUUGUAUGGAACGGAACAACAAUACACACUUGUAGAUGCGGUACAAGAAGUUAUUCUUCAAAUCAAAAAGGGUAGAAAUGAAAGUGUCAAACCAAAGUCAGGAUAGAUUCGAAUCAAAAAGAGCACAAAUUAAACUUAUAU
Molecule: messenger RNA, 3976 nt
Organism: Ruditapes philippinarum (Manila clam)
Lineage: Eukaryota; Metazoa; Mollusca; Bivalvia; Venerida; Veneridae
Product: transient receptor potential cation channel subfamily V member 5-like
Exons: 1
Coding region: 899-3748 (949 amino acids)
Biological process (GO): calcium ion import across plasma membrane
Cellular component (GO): membrane
Molecular function (GO): protein binding; calcium channel activity
Source: RefSeq, a predicted model, not a curated record